AUGGCGCCUCCAACUACAAUUCGCAGUAGGAACCAAGCGCUCGCACCGUUAGCGACGCUUGACUCAAAAACUGACUGCCAGCUGAAAGAGCUUGUGCAAUGGGAGUGCCAAUUCAAAGGCGCAGACUAUAUCUGUUCGCCUUUUAAGAGGCUUUUUGAACACUGCAUUGCACCCGACAAAUCAGCCACUAACUACGAGGUCACGGAUACAUACACAAAUAGUUAA
This is a messenger RNA of Saccharomyces paradoxus, 225 nucleotides long. RefSeq names its product Som1p (gene SOM1). Gene Ontology annotation, cellular component: mitochondrial inner membrane peptidase complex. Lineage: Eukaryota; Fungi; Ascomycota; Saccharomycetes; Saccharomycetales; Saccharomycetaceae. The record is from RefSeq and is a predicted model, not a curated record. The transcript has a single exon. Bases 1 to 225 code for a protein of 74 amino acids.